Molecule: messenger RNA, 4693 nt
Organism: Neopelma chrysocephalum (saffron-crested tyrant-manakin)
Lineage: Eukaryota; Metazoa; Chordata; Aves; Passeriformes; Pipridae
Gene: ASB12
Product: ankyrin repeat and SOCS box containing 12
Exons: 4
Coding region: 3656-4603 (315 amino acids)
Biological process (GO): regulation of barbed-end actin filament capping
Cellular component (GO): nucleus; cytoplasm
Molecular function (GO): protein binding
Source: RefSeq, a predicted model, not a curated record
CCUGAGGGGCACAGUGUAGUAAUGGAUAUCCGUGAGGGACCAGGAGAAUUCCAGCAGUGUCUGUGUCACUCUCCUGCCUGUCCCACCACUCUGGGUGCUGGGGUUGUUUUUGUAGGGACCAACCCAGUUAUUCCUUGUUUACAUCCCAGCCCUCACGCACAUCCAGGCACUUCCAUGGGGGGAAGAAGCUGCUCUGAAUGUACCAGUUUUAGUUACUACCCAGAGCUCGAUAAUUAGCUGAGGAACCAGGUGGUGUUAAGUCCAUGUUCAGGCAGCCAGGUGGGUGCCAGCAGCAGUCGGUGUCAUUUGUUGGGGCAGGUGUUGUAAUAAUUACAUUAACUUAACGUCCAGUUAAUAAUUACAUUAAUUUAAUGGGCCCUCUGCAGUGCAGGAGCGGGACAGGAGGGCAGUGGGUGGUGUGUCUCUCCCACCAUUUCUCUCUAUAAAUGCAUCUGUAUUUAAUGUAGCAGAUAACUCCUGGAGUAACUCAUAGGACUGGAUCCCAUCCCAAGCCCAGAUGGACCUUCCUUGUCGUCCACAAACUGAUCUUUGUAGGAACAUUCCCAAAAUUGUGUGUAGUGCUGGCUGGAAAUAUCAGUGUUGCUGUUUGUCUGUGUCACUGCUGAGGGACAGUUGUGUAAGUUGUGGGUGGUGAAACCCCCUGUUCCAGAAUGUUCCAUGAUGGCCCUGUGUGUCAGUUUAGUUCGUGCACUGCUUGAAAAAAUGACUGUCCCAUCUCUAGAGAAGCACUGUGGUUUUUUCUCUCUAAAUGUAUUUGUCCCAGGAAGUUUCACUUGUAUUACAGUUUAUUUUUAUUCCCUACAAAAAUAAACACCUCGCCUUUUUAAAGUAGAUAAAUGGCUGGUCUGUUCAUUGUUUAUUAAGUAACUCAAAGAACAACUUCACACUUGGAAAUGUGAAGUCAAUUAAAGGAUCUUAAGUAAUGAGCUUAUCUAAAAGUGAGUGUGGUACCACUUCCCCUUCCUUUACAGGAGAGAAACUGGGUGGCCUUAUUGGUUUUGGGGGGUGCAGCACUGCCUAGGUUCUUUAAAAACAACCCAAAAAUUAUUACUAAUGAAGCUGUGUUAAAACUUAGUGUCUUCUUUACACUGUGCUACUCUGAUAUUUUUUAAUUAGAUUCUUCUUUAUACAUAAACCUAAAUAUCUUUAGAUAUUAAAGGCAAAUAUCUUCAGUGUUUUCUUUCUCCUGGGAAGCUGUUUGUGCCUCAACCACAGGUGACUCCAGGCUGACUGCAAACCUUCCUGAGGAGCAACCAGAGCUUCUGGCCUCUGAGAGGAGCUUAGUCCAACCUUUGUGGGUGAUCCAGGCUCCAGGUGAAGAGAUUUCCCUGGUGGCUUUUGAGUGAUGAAUCCACAGCCCCACUGCUGAGGGUGUAAUUUUAAAAUGCUGGUUUAUCCCAUUCUUUUUAGUCAUUAAUUCAAAAGUCAAGGUGAGUUGUUACAUUUUCUGAGUGCAGGCAAACUCAGGUGAGGUGGGAGAAUGCUCAGGGAAGAGGGGGAUUCCAGGUGCAAAAAACUUGCCUUCUGUUUAUGAACGAGGUUGGAAUCAAUACUUUACUAACUCAGAGCUGUGCAGCAACAGUGCAACCUACAAUUAAAUCUGCAGAGUGGCGAGGCAUGAGGUGAAAGGAGUUGAUUUGAUAUUUUGAAGGCUUUCCCAAGUGCUUCAGGCUGCCAUUUGCAUUGGGAAAUGCAUGUGGAUGGUUUAAAUCUGUGCCUGGCAGAGCCAUGCAGGCUAUUUUAGUAAUCAAUCUGAAAAUAAGCAUUUGGAGGUUUUUAAUACUCGUGUGGGAGCUGAGCAACAAGGAGGGGACCUGCAGGAGAUGCUGGUCCUGAGCUCUCCAUCCUCACUUGGGGCAGGAUGAGGCUGUGAACCCCCGGAAUAGACCCCAGACCUGUUAUUGAGCCCCUGAUCAAUAUUUCCCACUGCACUGUGCACCUUAAAAAUGGGGAUUUUCUAGCUAUUAAGGCAAAAAAUUAGGCCUGGCUCUUGGGUAUACUCAGUCCCCGGGUGUUUCACAGCCUUUUCUUCCUUCUUGCUAAUUUUAAGUGUUCUUAAUGUUGCCAGUGAAAUCCUUCAUUUACCUUAAUUAGACUUGCCUUACAUUUAAUUGGAUUAUUAGCAUUAACACUGACUACAAUUGAUAAAGCUACAGUUUACAUUUGGGGGAAAUUCAGACGAAAGGUGUGUUAAUUGUAGCUUCCCUUGCCUGCAAACAGGUCCUAGAUUGGAGCGUUCUCCUGGAAAUUGUAUUUUCCUGCUCUUUAGGGGAGUGGAGAGGUGGGGGGGGGAUACAAAACCCAGUAGCCUUUGGAGUAACAACCCUGAGUAAGGGUUAUAGUAAGUGCUAACCCUUAGUAGGGGUUACUGAGUAAUAAGUGAGUUAGUCAGAGCAGGGCAGUGGGGUUGGGAAAAGUCAAAGCUGCUUUAUGAAUCUGAUCUUUUUUGCUCCCUCUCUCUCAACAAAGGACAGAUCUUGAAGCCUGCUCAGCCAUGGGAGAGAAGCAAGGAAUCCAGUAUGAAUGGGAAUCCAUAAAGACAUAUCCAUAAGCAAAAAUCCCCAUGGAUGGAUCUGCAGAUUGUCAGGUGCUGUUCCUGUUGAGGGAUUUCCACCUGGGAGUGUUCCAGGCCAGGCUGGAUAAACUUUGAGGAACCUGGUUUGGUGGAAGGUGGAACUGGAUGGUUUUUAAGGUCCCUUCCAACACAAACCAUCCUGGGAUUCCAGGCUCCAAAAGGGAGCUCCCAGAAGGCUGUGCAAGCAGGGAGCCCAACUCCUGGGGCUCCAAUGCUGCUGAAAUUCCUCAAGGAGGAGAAGAAACAGGUGCUGGAUUCCUCCUUCAUGUCUAACUGUGCAUUUUGGGUGUUAACGCACCAAGUAAAUUGGGAAUUGCCUACAAUGGAGUGGUGGCUGUGCAGGUGUGUGCAGGGAGCCAGGGAAUUCUGUGCGGGUGUCUGUGCCCUCUCCUGGGGAAUACCUGAAUCACAGGGCUGCUGGAGCCACCUCCCGGUUGGGCGGAGAGAAGGUGGCCAGCAGAAUCCACAGGCAUAAGUGCUGGAAUGUGACCGGCUCGGAGGGAAACUCCCAAGCUCAAAGGCUUCACUGCGGUCUGGCAGCGACUCCCAGCUCAAAGUAGCCCCACUCAGUAGCUGCGUUUCUGACCUUGAGGACUGUUAGUAAAUCCUUAAUCCCUGCAAAAUCAUUUAUUUGGCACUGUUUAACUCCAAACUUUUAAAUCAGGAUGCUUAGCAGCCUUAAAUCCAAAAGCUCAUUAGUCUCCUCAGCUGCCUUAAUAACUAUAAUCUCUUUAAUGGAAGCAACUCCGGACAGAAUUUACCUUCCCAAAAAACCUUAUUGACUGGCAUUAAGUACACUUCUGCCUUCUAAUUCUUCCUCAGUGAAGGAAGAGCUGAUAAAGAGUUGCUUUGCUGGAGCCCAGGCCGGGUCAGCCUCUGGCUCAGGGCAGCUGCUCGUGCCAGGAGCUCCUAGAGGGAGAACGGGAUGGGGGUUGCUGAGAGUUUGGGAAAUGGGAGGCUUUGCCCAGCAGUGGGUGCAGGGGCCUUGCCAGAUCCUGUGGCAUCCAGUCUUCCUGAGCUCCAGAUCUUUGCCUUUAUCCUUUACCAUGAAAGCAGCACAUGGGUGACAGACCCCCAAAAAUGAGCCUGAUGGACAUCAACAAAAUCUUCUCCAUGCUCCAGCCCAGGGAUGACGAGCAGGAGGACGAUGGGGAGAGCGAGGAGCUGAGCCGGGCGGUGUCUGAGGACGACUGUGAAACGCUGCAUCGUCUCCUGUCCCAGGACAGGUACAAGAGGCUCAUCAACCGCCGGAGCGGCUGGGGGGUCCCCAGCACCCCCCUGCGCCUGGCAGCCACGCGGGGCUGUGUGCGGAGCCUGCGGGUGCUGCUGGCCCACGGGGCCGAGGUGGACGGCCUGGACGUGAAGGCCCAGACCCCGCUGUUCGUGGCCGUCAGCAACGGCCACCGCGAGUGCGUGGAGGCCCUGCUGGAUGCCGGGGCCAGUCCCGCGGGGAGCAUCUACAACAACUGCUCCCCGCUGCUCCUCGCGGCCAGGGACGGCAACGUGGACAUCCUGCGGCAGCUCCUGGAGCACGGAGCAGAGCCCAACGUCCAGGCCAGGCUGCCCCAGUGGGCGGCCAACUCGGUGUCCUGUUCUGGACCCCUGUACCUGGCGGCCGCCUACGGGCACCUGGAGUGCUUCAGGCUGCUGCUCCUCCACGGGGCUGACCCCGACUACAACUGCACAGAUCAGAGGGUGAUCGCCCAGAUCAAGGAGCCCAAGACCCUGCUGGAGACGUGCCUGAGGCACGGCUGCCAUAGCAAGUUCAUCAAGCUGCUCAUUGACUUUGGAGCCAACGUGUACCUGCCCAACGUGCCCGUGGAUGGGCCAGCACCACGCAGUGAGGGGCUGGAGCUGCUGCUGCAGGCCAGAGCUCAUCCCAAGUCCCUGCUGUCCCAGUCCCGGCUGGCCAUGAGGCGAAUCCUGAAGCAGCCUGGCCACCUGCCCACCCUCAGAGAGCUGGAAAUCCCCACAGUCCUGGCCAACUACCUGCAGCACCAGCCGUGACACACAGCCCGCCUCCAGGGACAGCCACUCUGACAUCUGGGAGUGAAGCUCGGAAAUCUGUGGAACCAACAGGAAUUUGUGUCACAAAGU